Molecule: messenger RNA, 1167 nt
Organism: Heterobasidion irregulare TC 32-1
Lineage: Eukaryota; Fungi; Basidiomycota; Agaricomycetes; Russulales; Bondarzewiaceae
Exons: 3
Coding region: 1-1167 (388 amino acids)
Source: RefSeq, a predicted model, not a curated record
AUGGAGUCGGAUCCCGACGCCAUGAUGUGCGCAGCGAACGAGAUAUCCUCAAAGAUCCAGCACUUCUCCACACACAUCCCACAGCUCAGAGACUCCCUGGUCUCUACCGUCCGAGCCCCAUGCGAACAAGCCAUCACGACCGUCAUCGAGCUCGGCACCGCUGCGCGCGAGCUCGAGCUCAUCCCCGCCUCCUCCCCGUCCUCCCAUCGCUCCGCCGUGCUCUCCGCACGAACGCGCAACGUCGCCGCGCGCGCGCACGAGCAAUUCGUCGCCGUCCACCAGCUCGCCCAGUCUGCGCUACAGGAUGCGAAUAAGACUGCGGUCGAGGUUGCUUACUGGUCAGGGAGGGUGGAUACCUGCGUGCACCAGGUCCGCGACGCGAUGGGACUGCUGCAGUCGGAGAUUCAAGAGACGAAGGAGCAAGUUAAAACGUCGCAACAGACGAUAGAGGCUGCCCAAAGGGACAUUCAACGAGCCAAUGAGACGAUAGCGCAUGCGAACGGCGAAUUGAUAGGGGCGAGGGCAGUAGCUAUAGUGAGGGACGUCUUUACAUUCGGUCUUGGAGUAAUCGCCGACUUGGGAAACUGUUACAGAAAUAUAGGCCACUGGGAGCGAGUCAUUGCUGAUGCCUCCCGCUCUUGUGAGGACGCGCGCAAUCGCAUCGGCAUCGCAGAGGCGCAGUUGGCCAAUUAUCAUAGCUCCAUUGAACGGCUCAGCGGCCGUCAAGACCAGCUGAACAAUAUAGUUCCCCAACUGGACGACGCCCGCCAAUCCCUCAACCGCCAUCGCGAGCACAUGCUGGAGCUCGUGACCACCACGUUCGACGUCUCUGUUUUCCUUGGCGGGCUCGCAGCACAAACUGCGCCUUGGGAUGCGAUACAGACUGCGUCUGGUCAUAUGGAGGCAAUCACGAAGCUCCAGAGUGUCGUCAAUGCGAACCCGCGUCUGAUUGAUAUUUGCACGAUGGACGCCGCGCGGCUUAAUGAUUCUCUGCGUUCGAUAGCGAGCGCAGACCUGAAGGCGCUUAUGAAGGCCUAUGUGUGUGUGGAUACAUUCCGGGUGUACGAAUGGUUGCGAGGUCUGAGUGCCGCAUUGUCCCAUGUGGGCAACGGGUGGUCCUCGUUGAUGAGACGAUGCGCAGAAAUGAUCAGGGGCGGGUCAAUAUAG